GUCACAUUGUGAGAGAGACAAAACCCGGGCGCUCCGGGGCUCACACGCGCACGCACACACGGACGACCCCGUCGCCUCUUCUCUCCGGCGCUGCCGAGAAAGCCAGCCCAACGUUCCCGUCCUGGGGCGCCGAGGCUCUGCAAGCUCAGAGCGCAGCCCAGAGCCGACCCAGAAGGCGGAGAGAACCGGCGCACAAGCCUUCUUCCUCCCCUGCCGGCCCGGGCUGAGGCGCCCAUCCCCCGCCCUGAGCCCCUGUCUCUCCCACCCCACCCUUCUCGGUCUCACACGGACAGAGAGCGGGGCCGGGUGUGCCCCCGUUCGGAAGCCUCGUUUCAGCACUUCGGACAGCGCCCGGGAGCCCCGGGCCCUUUUGGUUGGCCAUGGCGAGCGUUCAACAAGGAGAGAAACAGCUUUUUGAGAAGUUCUGGCGAGGAACCUUUAAAGCCGUGGCCACCCCGCGUCCCGAGAGCAUCAUUGUCGCCAGUAUCACGGCCCGCAAGCCGCUGCCAAGGACAGAACCCCAGAGCAGCCCCAUGGUCCCAGAUCAGGAUGGACCCUCGGAAAAGCUGAGCCAGCCUCUGGCCACUGAGGUCUUGGGCUCCAACAGCUGGGAGAGAGGCAAAGCCUGCCAGGAGGCCAGUCCUGCCAGAGCACACGGUGCCUCCCAAGGCAAAGACUUGACGCCACCCCCUUCCUCCAGGGGGAAGAAGAAAAAGAAGAAAGCUACCCGGAAGAAGAGAAGGAGGUCCCCAUCAUAUAGCCCAUCGCCUGUCAAGAAAAAGAAGAAGAAAAGUUCCAAGAAACAUAAGAGACACAGGUCAUUCUCCAAGAAGAGAAGGCACAGCUCCUCCAGCCCAAAAAACAAAAGAAGGGAAGAGAAGAGGCACAAAAAACAAUCGCGAAGCCGGCCCCGAAAGUCUCACCGCCACCGUCAUCACCACUGCCCCUCGCGGUCUCAGAGUUCGGAGUCCCGCUCCUCAAGCUGUGACAGCAGGCACCGUGGCCAGUCCCCCGAGGAAGGGCGGAAGUCCCGCCGAAGGCACUCUCGCCGCUGCUCCAAGACCUUCUGCAAGGCCAGCCCUGAGUCCCGGUCCAGCCCCGCGCCCAGCCAGCCCCUGCAGAUGCUCAGCUUCCUGUCGGCCAGGGGUGUAAUCACUGGGCCGGGGGCUGCUGCUCUCUUUACCAGAACUGCCAGGCUGCUCGCCACGUCCCGAGGACGCUCCCAGGAGUAUGACUCGGGCAAUGACACCUCCUCGCCACCCUCCAUGCAGAUCAGCUCAGCCAGGUCUCGGGGUCAGGAGAAGGAGAGCCCCACUGGGGGCCUGAGCAAGAGCCGGGGCCCCAACAGCGGCAACACCUCUGAUUCAGGGAACUCCUUCACCACCUCCUCCCCCCAGAACGAGGGGGCCGCUUUGGAGAAUCUCUCCCCCACCAGCAGGGGCAGAGAGUCAAGAGGAUUCCAGCCGCCAUGUCUGGAGUGCACCGAGGUGAAGGAGUCCAGUUUGGACCCACCCCCAGCCCGGAGCCCCCCCAUGAGAGGGCGCUCCCGCAGCUCGUCCUGUGCCAGCGCCCACUCCUCCGGAUCUCCGAACCCCAGGGCCUCCCCCGGGUACUCCAGGAGCCGAUCCACCUCCUCUGGGAAAAGGUCCUCCUCCCGCUCUCCCAGCUAUUCCUCCAGCUCUGGCAAGAGGAGCCCGCCUAGCAGAAGCUCUAGGUCCCGCCGCAGCCCCAGCUACUCCCGCUACAGUCCCAGCAGGGAGCGGGACCCCAAGUACAGCGAGAAGGAUUCGCAGCAGCGGGAGCGCGAGCGAGCGCGGCGGAGACGUCGGUCCUACUCGCCCAUGCGGAAGCGCCGGAGAGACUCCCCGAGCCACCUGGAGGCGCGGAGAAUAACGAGUGCCCGGAAACGCCCCAUCCCCUACUACCGGCCCAGCCCCUCUUCGUCCAGCGGCCUCAGCAGCACCUCCUCCUGGUACAGCCGCUCAGCCAGCCGAAGCUCUUCCCGGAGCCUGAGCCACAGCCGCAGCCGCAGCCACAGCCGCAGCCGCAGCCGCAGCCGGACCCGCACUAGCAGCAGCUGCAGCUCCCGCAGCCCCAGCCUGCGCUCGCGGAGCCGGAGCCGGAGCCGGAGCCGGAGCCGGAGCCAGAGCCAGAGCCAGAGCCGGAGCCGGAGCCGGAGCCAGAGCCGGAGCUACAGCUCAGCAGACAGCUACUCCAGCACAAGGCGCUAA
This is a messenger RNA of Lipotes vexillifer (Yangtze River dolphin), 2231 nucleotides long. RefSeq names its product serine/arginine repetitive matrix 4 (gene SRRM4). Bases 381 to 2231 code for a protein of 616 amino acids. Gene Ontology annotation, cellular component: nucleus. NCBI's taxonomy places the organism in Eukaryota, Metazoa, Chordata, Mammalia, Artiodactyla, Lipotidae. Gene Ontology annotation, biological process: regulation of RNA splicing; neuron maturation; mRNA processing. The transcript has 13 exons. The record is from RefSeq and is a predicted model, not a curated record. Gene Ontology annotation, molecular function: mRNA binding.